This is a messenger RNA of Ziziphus jujuba (common jujube), 3262 nucleotides long. Its product is annotated as exportin-2. Gene Ontology annotation, cellular component: cytosol; nuclear envelope. The coding region runs from base 61 to 2964 and encodes 967 amino acids. The transcript is spliced from 2 exons. The record is from RefSeq and is a predicted model, not a curated record. Gene Ontology annotation, biological process: protein import into nucleus; protein export from nucleus. Gene Ontology annotation, molecular function: nuclear export signal receptor activity; small GTPase binding. NCBI's taxonomy places the organism in Eukaryota, Viridiplantae, Streptophyta, Magnoliopsida, Rosales, Rhamnaceae.
UUCCCUUUCACAGUCGAAAACCCUUGCCACUCUUUUUCUUUCACUGAGACUGAGCCAGUCAUGGAGUGGAACCAACAAACCCUAGAAUUCCUCUCUAACUGCUUUCUCCACACCCUCUCCCCAUCCCCGGAGCCUCGCCGCCGUGCCGAGGCUUUACUUUUGGACGCCUCCCACCGCCCCAACUACGCCUUCGCCGUCCUAUGCCUCGUCGCCGAGCCCUCCGUCGACGAGCAGAUCCGCCAGUCUGCCGCCAUCAACUUCAAGAACCAUCUCCGGCACCGAUGGGCCCCAGCUGACGAAACCACCCCGAUUCUUGAUUCCGAGAAGGAGCCCAUCAAAGCCCUAAUCGUCUCCCUCAUGCUUUCUUCCACUCCCCCAAUCCAAACCCAGCUCAGCGAAGCCCUAGCCAUCAUUGGCAACCACGAUUUCCCCAGAUCAUGGCCCGCCUUGUUACCCGAACUUGUUUCAAGCCUCCACAAGGCGUCCCAGGCCUCCGAUUAUGCCUCCAUUAACGGCAUUCUAGGAACUGCUAACUCCAUCUUUAAGAAAUUUCGAUACCAGUUUAAGACCAAUGAUCUUUUGCUUGAUUUGAAGUAUUCUUUGGAAAAUUUCUCUGCACCGUUAUUGGAAAUUUUCCUCAAAACUGCCGCAUUGAUCGACUCCUCCUCUUCGGCCAUUCCCAAUUCGUUGGGUCCUCUGUUCGAGUCUCAGAGGCUGUGCUGUAGAAUUUUCUAUUCUUUGAAUUUUCAAGACUUGCCCGAGUUUUUCGAGGACCAUAUGAAGGAGUGGAUGACUGAGUUUAGAAAAUACUUAAUUACUAACUAUGCUGUUGCUGUUGCUGCUGAUGGACUUGCUGCUCUUGUGGAUGACCUUCGCGCUGCUGUAUGCGAAAAUAUCAAUCUCUACAUGGAAAAGAACGAAGAGGAGUUCCGAUGCUACUUGAAAGAAUUCGUGUCUGCGGUUUGGAUUUUACUAGGAAACAUGGUGUCCCAAGCAUCAUCAAACCGUGAUCAGCUUGCAAUAACAGCAAUUAAGUUUUUGACCACUGUCAGCACUAGUGUUCACCAUGCUUUGUUUGAGGGUGAGGGAGUGAUACAGCAGAUUUGCCAGAGCAUUGUUAUCCCGAAUGUGAGGUUGAGGGACGAUGACGAGGAACUCUUUGAGAUGAAUUAUGUUGAAUUCAUUAGGAGGGAUAUGGAAGGCAGUGAUCUGGAUACCAGGAGGAGGAUUGCAUGUGAGCUUCUUAAAGGGAUUGCAACAAAUUACAAGAAUCGGGUUGCUAAUUUGGUUUCUAUACAUAUACACAGUCUUGCAAACCCAGUUGCAAACUGGAAGGACAAGGAUUGUGCCAUAUGUUUAGUUGUCUCCCUCGCAACAAAGAAAGCUGGUGGAAAUUCUGUUUCAACAGAUCUGGUUGAUGUUCAGAACUUCUUUGGAUCCGUUAUUGUCCCAGAAUUGCAGAGCCCUGAUGUGAAUGGGUUCCCAAUGCUUAAGGCUGGUGCGCUUAAAUUCUUCACGAUGUUUCGGAAUCAUAUUCCAAAGCAGGCUGCAUUGCAAUUGUUUCCAGAUUUGAUUCGGUUCCUUGGUGCAGAGUCAAAUGUGGUUCACUCUUAUGCUGCAAUCUGUAUUGAAAAGCUUUUGCUUGUCAAGGACGAGGGAGGACGGGCAAGAUUUAAUGCAGAUGAUGUUUCUCCAUUUUUUAUAAGUCUGAGGGACAACCUCUUUAUAGCCAUGAAAUUUCCGGAAUCUGAGGAGAAUCAAUAUGUAAUGAAAUGUAUCAUGCGGGUUCUUGGUGUUGCAGAUGUAAAUGGCGAGAUUGCUGGACGUUGCAUUGAUCGUUUGAAAUCUAUUCUCAGUGAAGUUUGCAGAAACCCUAAAAAUCCAAUCUUUAAUCACUAUCUGUUUGAGUCAGUGGCUAUUCUUGUCAAGCGGGCCUGCGAAAAGGACUCUUCUCUAAUAUCUGCCUUUGAAGGAAGCCUUUUUCCCAGCCUUGAGAUGAUAUUAGUCAAUGAUGUAACUGAGUUCUUUCCUUACGCGUUUCAGUUGCUGGCUCAGCUUGUGGAGUUGAAUAGGCCACCCUUUUCUCCUAGCUACAUGAGGAUUUUUAAGAUCCUUCUUUCACCUGAUUCAUGGAAUAGAGCUUCCAAUGUCCCGGCAUUUGUGCGUCUGCUUCAGGCUUUCCUUCAGAAGGCACCGCAUGAACUCAACCAAGAUGGAAGAAUAGGCCAUGUGCUCGAAAUCUUUGAGAAGCUUGUCUCGCUACCAGGCUCACUUGAACAGGGUUUCUAUGUGCUAAACACUGUUAUUGAGAACCUUGAAUACAGUGUACUUGAACGUUAUAUCUGUCACAUCUGGGAAGUCCUUUUCAAACAAUUGCAACAUUGGCAAACCGUGCAAAGUAGGAAAACAGUAAAGUUAGUCAAGCAUCUGUUGAUAUUGAUGUCACUCUUUAUCAUCAAGCAUGGUUCCAACAAUCUUGUAGAUACAAUUCACCCAAAUUUAUUUAAGUCUGUCUUGGAGAAUGUCUGGAUACCUAAUCUUAAAAAUAUCAGAGGAGCCAUUGAGACCAAGUUGACUUCAGUUGCAUCAACCAGACUCAUAUGUGAAUCUCCCAGGCUUUUGGAUGCUACAGCUGUUGAACAUUGGGGGAAAAUGCUGGAUGGCAUUGUUACACUUCUUUCAGAGGCUGAGCGGGAUAGGAUUGAGGAUGAACGAGAGAUGCCUGAUAUUGAUGAAAAUGUUGGUUAUACCACCACCUUUGUCCGUCUAUAUAAUGCUGGGAAGAAAGAGGAGGACCCUCUAAAAGAUGUAAAGGAUCCAAAAGAAUUUUUGGUUGUUGCAUUGGCAAGGCUCUCUGCUAUUUACCCUGGCAGGUUUCCCCAAAUCAUCUGGCAAUAUCUUAAUUCAGACAAUCAGGCAGCAUUACUUCAUUUCUGCAGCACUUACAAUUGCCAAAUCCUUUGAGUGAUGCAUGCAGAAGCGAAGAGGUAAUUAUGAAAGUGAAAGUUUUGGACCCCCAACCAAUCGCAGGAACGCCUACAUGAUUUGGACAAAAGGUCUUUCAAAAGAGAUUGAAAAACUCCAAUUAGAAGGCUUUUAAAACCAUUGACCUUUUUUUUUUUAAUUGUUUUGAUCAUUGACUUGACGGACCAAAUUUUGGCACUACAGUGAAUUUUGGCUUUACAGUUCUUUUUGUAUUCAAAAUUUUAUUUUUAUUUUAUCAAAAAAAUUGUUUUUUACCUUUUAUUUUUAGAAAACUAAU